Molecule: messenger RNA, 1995 nt
Organism: Auanema sp. JU1783
Lineage: Eukaryota; Metazoa; Nematoda; Chromadorea; Rhabditida; Rhabditidae
Source: the annotation of a GenBank genome assembly
AUGAAGGAACAUGAUAAUGAUUCUGUAUUAGAUCCGCUUAUUCUCGUAAACAGAGAGUUUAUUAUCCGCGAAAGAGGUACAUGGAUUGAAGCUUGUUCUGGGGAAGAAGUAGAACAUCUCAAGUCUGCUGCUGCCCAGAAACAUUUGAUAAACUUGCUGAGAAGAAAAGUUCGUACGCUCCAGCAAGAUGUUCAUUCGCUAUGUGAAGAUGACGGUGGAUUAAAACGAUGGCGAUUACAUACAAGGUUGACACAUCCACUACAUGUCGCACCGAAGCUUUUGAAAGAGAGUUAUAAUUGUUUGGUUACUAAUCAGGCGUUCUGCAAAUUUCUGGAGAUUCUCAGUAAAUAUCCUAGGUUGAUCCAACCAACAGAUAAUCAAUUUCGAACUUUCCAUCUAUGCGAAGCUCCAGGAUAUUUCAUUCAAGCUUUGGAUCGGUUUCUUUGCACAUAUCAUCCAAACUUACAGUGGUAUUGGGAAGCUAACUCACUGAACCCAUACUGCGAACAUUUGCAAGCUUGUGACAUGAUUUUAGACGAUGAUCUGAUGUACGCCCAUCCAGCGAGAUGGAGGUUCGGAAGUGAUGGGACAGGGGACGUUACAAAGUGGGAAGGUCCUUAUUUUCGAACUAUUGUAGGAGUUGGAUUCGAUUUAGUCACCGCUGAUGGUAGUUUGUACACUCAGGAUCGACCUGAUGAGCAAGAAGAAAUAGUAGCUUCCCUCCUGCAAGCAGAAGUCAAUGCAGCUUUGCGAUUACUAAGACAGAAUGGUUCAUUCAUAUUGAAACUUUACAAUAUGUUCCUUCCCGCUACUCGUCGACUAGUAGCAGACAUCGCUAGCCGUUUUUAUAACGUCUCCAUAUUCAAGCCUAUGUGUAGCAAAUCUGGUAAUGCUGAGAGAUAUUUGAUUUGUAUGGGUUUUAUGAAGAAAGAACUGGGUAACAACGUUCAAGUAGGAACGUGUCUUGUAAAAUGCGAAGAGUAUUUUACUUUGCUACAAUGUGAUGCUAUUCGUACCAAUAUAGAAACGUUCUCUUCUUCUACUUCGAACUUUCAAAAUAAGUUAAAUUCCUAUAGAGAUAGACUGAUUGGACUUUUCUUGAAGAAUAUACUGGCAGUCUAUAUUGCGAAUCCUUUCCGCGAGUCUUGGCUUCGUUGUAAUGGCGGAAAUCCUUGGAAAGAUAUGUUUGGAGAUAAUUAUAUAGAAAGACUGAAAGUUCUGUCAACUCCAGAAAAAGCCAGGCAAUAUAUGUCGGAUCAGCUGAGGUUGGAACUUCUUUCUGGAGGAGUUGGGGAGCUUAUUGCUGAGUCUGACAUGAUAGAUGUGGAAUGGUCAUCUGAAGAGUUGGAUUUCAUUCAUAGCGUAGAAGCAGAUUUACCUCUAGAAAAAGCUGAAGCUAAUAGGUUUGUGGUGUAUGGACCAAAAAUGCCUUUAAAACAUUCUAUAUUCACCCUUCCUACUUACUUGCAUGCAACACUUCAGUUCGCGCCUUCGUGUUCAAUAGACUUAUGUGUUCCGUCAGGAACAGAGCACUCGAGUUAUGCCAAACGAGUUUGUGAUCUUAUUCAACGACGGAAGAACAUGCAAAUCACUAUCGAAGCUAAUCGCAUGACUAGCAAAAAGGAUUGGCUUUUUGUUCUACGGCGUUUGGCUGAGAAUGUAAUGGCUGUCGAAGAACUCACAAUAGUUUGGGGGGACGCGUCGUAUCCUCUGAUUCUCUCAAGAUUCUCCGCUUCAGUCAUUUCUUUUCUUACAAUUAUUUUUUCCAAAUUUCAUCUUAAACAAGGCGUCAAUUUGGCUUAUUUCUCACAUCCGAACUAUCCUGAAGACAUGCCUAAGGGGAUCGUGACAUUCCUUAAAGAAUGUGUAAAUAGAUCUACGCUCCUUCUGCAGUUUGUGCCUAUAAACAUUUUGGCAGCCAUGUAUACAGAGAUAUUUGGUUUUAAUAAGAGACAAUGGCGGCUUAUUAUGAUCAACUUAGCUGAUCAGUUUUAG